CUCCAUCUACCUUCGAAAGAACGACCGAUCUAGGAAUCGAGAGAGAGAGAGAGAGGGGGGGAGAGAGUUCGAGGUUCGGAUUCCGAGGCGCGAAGCGAUUAGGGUUAGGGUUUUUGGGGCCCCGAUUUGGAGAAGAUGAGCGUGGAUCAGAUCAAUUCGAACGCGCAUGGGAACCUCGACGAGGAGAUUGCGCAGCUGAUGCAGUGCAAGCCUCUCUCCGAGCAAGAGGUUAAAACAUUGUGUGAUAAGGCCAAGGAGAUCCUUAUGGAGGAAAGCAAUGUCCAGCCUGUUAAAAGUCCUGUGACAAUCUGUGGUGACAUUCAUGGACAAUUUCAUGAUCUUGCUGAACUAUUUCGGAUUGGUGGGAAGUGUCCAGAUACCAACUACUUAUUUAUGGGGGACUAUGUAGAUCGUGGGUACUAUUCAGUUGAAACUGUCACGCUUUUGGUGGCUUUGAAGGUGCGUUAUCCACAGCGCAUUACCAUCCUCAGGGGUAACCACGAAAGUCGUCAGAUCACACAAGUUUAUGGAUUCUAUGAUGAAUGCUUAAGAAAAUAUGGUAAUGCAAAUGUGUGGAAGAUCUUCACAGACCUUUUCGAUUAUUUUCCAUUGACAGCAUUGGUUGAAUCUGAAAUUUUUUGCCUGCAUGGUGGCUUGUCUCCUUCUAUUGAGAAUCUUGACAACAUCCGCAACUUUGACCGUGUUCAAGAAGUUCCUCAUGAGGGUCCCAUGUGCGACCUCUUAUGGUCUGACCCAGAUGACAGAUGUGGUUGGGGUAUUUCUCCUCGUGGUGCUGGGUAUACCUUUGGCCAGGAUAUAUCAGAGCAAUUUAACCAUAACAACAACCUUAAGCUGAUAGCUCGAGCUCAUCAGUUAGUCAUGGAAGGAUAUAACUGGGGUCAUGAACAAAAGGUGGUGACCAUUUUCAGCGCACCUAAUUAUUGCUAUCGGUGUGGAAACAUGGCCUCAAUCCUGGAAGUUGAUGACUGCAAGGGUCAUACAUUUAUCCAGUUUGAACCAGCUCCAAGAAGAGGAGAACCUGAUGUGACUCGCAGAACUCCAGAUUACUUCUUAUGAUGCAGCUGGAGUAUAUGCUACUUCGCUGAAGUGCAAGUGUUUUGAGGUUGCAGAUAUCCUUGGAUCAUGCACUACCAGAUUGGCAUUUUUACUGGAAGAUGAUACACUUGGUGGGCUUUGGGUAUAAAAGUGCAAUUCUUAACGGGGAGUGAAUACGCUCCUCUUAUCUGUUCCUAUGUAAUGGAUUUUGUAAUUGGUUUUCUUAUGGAGGCAGCAGUUGUAGCAUUUGAAGCAGCAGCAGUAGAAAGCCAAAAUGUAACAUUUCUAGGAUCUCUUUCGGGUUGUGAAUUCAGCCUACUUCUAUUUCUAUUUUUUUAUUUGGCUGCCUUAUCUUUAUUUUCUGUUAUUUUUAUGAUCUUGUAGAGGUAAUGGCUGGAUUAUCUAUUUCUUGUCUACUGCACAAUCAAAUAUUUAGCUGUUCAUGUUUGUAA
Asparagus officinalis (garden asparagus) is the source of this 1508-nucleotide messenger RNA. Its product is annotated as serine/threonine-protein phosphatase PP2A-2 catalytic subunit-like. Lineage: Eukaryota; Viridiplantae; Streptophyta; Magnoliopsida; Asparagales; Asparagaceae. Gene Ontology annotation, biological process: peptidyl-serine dephosphorylation; mitotic cell cycle. Gene Ontology annotation, molecular function: protein serine/threonine phosphatase activity. The record is from RefSeq and is a predicted model, not a curated record. Gene Ontology annotation, cellular component: cytosol. Bases 136 to 1077 code for a protein of 313 amino acids. The transcript is spliced from 11 exons.